UAUUCCGUUGCAGUUUAAAAAGAAGUCUGUAUGAUUUUGACGGUGGAGGGGACAGUUGUGAUUCUAAUAUGAAUGAUUAUGAUAAAAUUACUGCUUUUCUUGGUCAGUGGGGACGCUUCCAGCAGAUUGUCUUCUUCCUGCUCUGUGCCAGCAUCGUGCCCAAUGGAUUUGCUGCUUUCUCUGUUGUCUUCUUGACUGACAUUCCCAGUCACCACUGCCUGGUUCCUGAGGUUAACCUGACCCAAGAUUGGCGCAGUGCUAUCAUACCGAUAGAGGUGGUGCAUGGGAAACAGAGGUUGAAGAGAUGCAGCAGAUACAGGCUGGAUGUGGUCAGAAAUCUCUCUGCUCAGGGAUUGUUUCCUGACAGGGAUGUCAACCUCACUGACCUGGAGCAGGAGAGCUGUGUAAAUGGGUGGAGCUACAGCAGAGACAUCUACCAAUCUACCAUAGUCUCUGAGUUUGACCUGGUGUGCAGUGAUCAGUGGAAGCAGCCGUUCACUUCCACAGUUUACUUCCUGGGAAUUCUUAUUGGAUCCUUCAUCUCAGGACAGCUCUCAGACAGGUUUGGAAGAAAGCCUAUUUUCUUUGCCACCAUGGCAGUUCAGACAAUUUUUUCAUUUGUUCCAAUCUUUUCACCUUCUUGGACGGUGUUCUCCAUCCUCCUCUUCACCAGUGGUUUGGGACAGAUCUCCAACUAUGUCGCUGCUUUUGUGCUGGGCACUGAAAUCUUGACUGGCAAUGUGCGGGUCAUGUUCUCAUCUUUGGGUGUAAGUCUGGGCUUUGCCGUUGGCUACAUGACACUGCCUCUCUUGGCUUACUUUUUAAGGGACUGGAAAUCUCUCCUGUUGGCUAUCUCUCUGCCUGGUCUGCUUUACCUCCCUCUCUUGUGGUUCAUCCCAGAGUCCCCUCUGUGGUUACUCUCUCAGGGAAGAGUGAAAGAGACUGAGACCAUAGUGAGAAAGGCUGCUAAGAUGAACAAGGUUGAGGCUCCACAGGUCAUCUUUGACGAUUACAGUGUACAUGCUGAUGAGACAAAGGCACACCCUAGGCAACACCACAAUGUCUUCAACCUGCUGAGGACAAAAAACAUCAGAAACAUGACUGUCAUUCUGUGCCUGGUGUGGUUCACUCUGAAUACUGGAUACUUUGUCCUGUCCUUGAACACAUCCCGACUUCAUGCUAACCCCUAUCUCAGCUGCUUCAUCUCAGCAGCUGUAGAGGUACCAGCAUACAUUUCCAGUUGGCUGGCUCUGAGAUACCUUCCACGACGACUGUCUGCCAUCUGUGUCUUGCUCCUUGGAGGAGUGUCACUGUACUUCAUUCAACUGGUGCCUGAAAAUUUAUCAGAUCUGUCUGUUGGUCUGGAGAUGUUGGGUAAAUUUGGUAUCUCCACCGGUAUGGCACUGAUGUAUGUCUACACAGCAGAGCUUUAUCCAACAGUGCUCAGGAGCACAGUGACAGGGACAUGCACUACUGUUUCCAAUUUGGGAAGCUGCAUUGCACCUUCUUUGAUACAUCUGAGUGAAAACUUUAAGUACCUGCCUUAUAUUACAGUGGGGACUCUGGCUGUUAUGUCUGCCUUUGCUGCUUUCUUCCUGCCAGAGACUUUUGGAAGACCUCUUCCUCAAACUAUUCAACAGAUGCAGAGCAUGAAGUUUCCAUUCAUCACAAGAAAAGAUCAUUCAAAACCUGUGGUGUUUUUCGAAAGUCAACUCUGAUUGUCUAAAACAUUACUUACACAAGCUAUUAAUAAAUGUUGUACCAUUUACUAUCAUUCCUAAUGUUUGC
Messenger RNA from Sander lucioperca (pikeperch), 1788 nucleotides. Its product is annotated as solute carrier family 22 member 5-like. NCBI's taxonomy places the organism in Eukaryota, Metazoa, Chordata, Actinopteri, Perciformes, Percidae. Gene Ontology annotation, cellular component: membrane. Gene Ontology annotation, molecular function: transmembrane transporter activity. Gene Ontology annotation, biological process: transmembrane transport. The coding region runs from base 69 to 1718 and encodes 549 amino acids. The transcript has 11 exons. The record is from RefSeq and is a predicted model, not a curated record.